UCGUGUUAUGCCAACGCGAUGAUGCUCUUCGUUCAGAUUGUCGCCGUCGCGCUGUCUGCCACACUCGCCGUGUCCGCAGUGCCCGCAGCUUACCCUGAAGAAUAUGUCAGAAGUAUGGAAGCCAAUGACGUCAGCGAUCAAGUGAUAGUGCCACAGAAACGCGCAGCGUUGGUCUUGGACCGGCUGCUGGUGGCGCUACAGAAAGCACUACACGAUGGCGGAGCGCGCUAUGACGUAGACCGCGACGGCCCUCGCACUGCGCCGCUACGUAUCUCAAACAUGGACACUAAUGACUUGUCGGCGCUACAGCGGCGUGGGCAGGGCUCCGGUCGCGGCCGGGUGCUGCGGUGCUACUUCAACGCGGUCACCUGUUUCUAACGCCCCACGCUUACGCCGUUAUUUGAUACUGAAAUUUUGUAUUUUCCUAUUAUUCCAUUUUAAAUAUUAAUAGGUAACAAUUUCAUU
Molecule: messenger RNA, 465 nt
Organism: Papilio polytes (common Mormon)
Lineage: Eukaryota; Metazoa; Arthropoda; Insecta; Lepidoptera; Papilionidae
Exons: 3
Coding region: 19-378 (119 amino acids)
Source: RefSeq, a predicted model, not a curated record